This is a messenger RNA of Parnassius apollo (apollo), 1176 nucleotides long. The record is from the annotation of a GenBank genome assembly. Lineage: Eukaryota; Metazoa; Arthropoda; Insecta; Lepidoptera; Papilionidae.
AUGGUAGAGCAACCCGCAAACGUGGAUGCCGCCGUGAAUACCCCAGUUGUGGUUGAUUCAAACGAUGAUGGAACAGUCGCCCAGGAACUGGAAUUAGAGCAUAUGAGGAGUACAUUGGAAGAGGCGAUUGUGGAAACGCACAGUACGCCUCUCGAAAAUCGACCGCGACUUCCCCGCAUAGCCCUAAGCAAGCGGAAUCGGGCUGUCGUGAGGGCUCUGAACCCAAUGCUGGUGACCUAUUUGGAAGCCAGCCGGGACCUUUGCGAGACGGACUCAAUUCCUUUUGGCGCCGCGCUGGCAGUCUGCCGUAUCAUAGGCGCCAAGGUUUCCACGGCUGGACACGCUACUGGCCAUAGUAGCGCUAUCCCAGCAUGGAGAAGAAGAAUUGAGGAACGUAUCGCAAAGGCUAGAGCUCUCAUCGGCAGACUGAUAUGCUUCAGAUCAGGCAACAACAGGCCAAGAAUUGUGCGCACCGUCAGGAUGGCGUUUGCUGGGACAAAUGUCAGUUUGUCCCAGCCGGAUAUAACGCAAAAACUGACGGAGCGCAUAGAUGAUCUGAAGCAGAGAAUCGCUGCUUGGGGAAAACGGAUUCGGCGAUAUACCGAGAGGUCGACACGGUUCAACCAGAAUCGUCUCUUCCAGAGUGAUCAGAAGAGGCUUUAUGAAUCAUUGGAGCGACCAAUGGUAAGUGGAACGGGUCCAGCACCGAAUCAGGCCGACACUGUAGCAUUCUGGCGCGGCCUGUGGUCAGAGCCCGUAAACCACAGCGAGGGCCUUUGGACGGAAGUUGUGGCGAGUCAGUGUGCGGGUAUUACGCCCAUGGACCCCGUCAUCAUAACGCCGGAUGACGUAGCUGAGGCGGUCCGUAGGGCCCCGAACUGGAAAAGUCCGGGGCUUGACGGGCUGCAUCACUACUGGCUGAAGGGGUUCAUGGUGUGUCACUCUGUGCUUGCCCGACAGUUUCAAGAGGCUCUCAACCAGAAGUCGCUCCCAAGCCUCUUCACUACUGGGAUCACUCAUUUGGUUCCUAAAGACCAGGAUGAUGGAAAACAAAUUCCCACUGCAAUGAAAGUGACAGAUAGAAGAAUAUUCUUCACGUUAGAAGCAGAUAAUGAUUUAAAAACAAAAAAAGAGUGUUUUGGAGUAGCAAAAGUUGAAAGAUAUAUUAGUGUAUAA